GAAAAAUUAUUUAAAGUGAGUGACCCCAAAUGUUCUUUCUUGCCUCUGCAGUCUGCAUCAUCUAAAAUCUUCUGAACCAGUCGGCAGAAACAUGGCAGAUGAAAUCAACCAUGCUGCAGUGACAAUCUUAGACCGGUGUGAGGUUGCUCCGCCACCAGGUUCACUUCCUUCAACCACUCUCCCCCUCACUUUCUUUGACCUUCCAUGGUUCUACUGCCUCCCCGUUCAACGCAUCUUCUUCUUCAACUUCCCACACUCCACCAACCACUUCCACCAUUCAGCACUCCCCAAGCUGAAGCAAUCUCUCUCCCUCACCCUCCAACACUUCUUCCCCUUCGCUUCCAAUCUCAUCGUCCCUCCACAACCUCACACCGUCGCCGCCCCUUACAUCCGCUACCUCGACGGCGACUCCCUCCCCUUCACCGUCGCAGAGUCCAGCUCAAACUUCAACCUCCUGGUUUCAGAUUCCCCGCAAGACGUUCGAAACUGGCACCCUCUUGCUCCCACUUUACCCUCACCUCGUACAGAGGAAGAUGGCACACGUGUAAUACCUCUCAUGGCCAUUCAGGUAACAAUCCUACCAAACUCUGGUUUCAGCAUCUGCUUCACCUUCAACCACCUUGCUGCUGAUGGAAGAUCACUUCACCAUUUCAUCAAGUUCUGGGCCUCUGUUUGCAAAUCAGAAACAGGGGAUUUUGCUUCUUCUACUCUGUCUCUUCCUUUCCAUGACAGAGACAGAGUCAAAGACCCAAAAGGGCUUAAGCUUAUCUACUUGAAAGAGCUUCAAGAUCCAGCUUCACAGCCCAUGGAAUUCGCAGGCCUUGUGCGAGAUGUUUUCGCUAACAAGGUACGCGCCACUCUUGUGUUGAGUCGUGAACGAGUUGAGAAACUUAAGAACUGGAUGAUCAUUCUUUCUGGGCUGCAGCGAGUUUCGACCUUUAUUGUGACAUGCUCCUUGGUUUGGGUUUGUUUGAUAAGGUCAGAACAGAGCAAAGGUGAUGGUUGUGUUGCUAAAAGCAAUGAUCAACUCUGCUACUUGGUUUUCUUAGCAGAUUGUCGCGAUCAUCCUGAAAUUUCAUUGCCUUCAACGUACUUCGGGAAUUGUCUAGCUACUUGCAUUGUGGCACUCAAGAGGAGUGAGUUGGUUGGAGAAAAUGGGAUUGUUGAGGUUGCAAAAGCUGUUCAGAGGGAGAUUAGAAAUUGGAAGAGUGAUCCUUUACGAAAUGCUGAAACAUUGAUGUCAGAUUACAGAGAAGUAGCAAAGCCAGAUCAAAGUGUGCUAAUAGUUGCAGGGUCGCCAAAACUGGGAGUGUACGAGACUGAUUUUGGGUGGGGGAAGCCUAAGAAGUCUGAAUCAGUUCAUAUUGAUAUAACAGGAUCAAUUAGUCUCUCUGAUUGUAGAGACAAUGAAGGUGGAAUUGAAGUUGGGUUGGCGCUUGAAAGGAUUCGAAUGAAUAAUUUCAUCAAUAUCUUAGAACAACAAUUUGUAGAUAUUAAUGUAGCAUGUGAAUGAAUCAUUCAUGAUUGUACUAUUACUACUACCUGUUUCGCUUGACUCAUUUCUUAGUAGGUUUUUUCCUUCAGUUUGAGUAAACAUUCUGCUCCAUUGGUUUAUGUAGUCUUAGUUCUUAGUAAGCAGAGUGAUUGCUCAAGGUGUGUUGUACAGUUCUUAAAAGAAGUUUGAAUAUUCAGGUGCAUUUGGUAAGUGAA
Lotus japonicus is the source of this 1710-nucleotide messenger RNA. Its product is annotated as coumaroyl-CoA:anthocyanidin 3-O-glucoside-6''-O-coumaroyltransferase 1-like. Bases 92 to 1513 code for a protein of 473 amino acids. The record is from RefSeq and is a predicted model, not a curated record. The transcript has a single exon. NCBI's taxonomy places the organism in Eukaryota, Viridiplantae, Streptophyta, Magnoliopsida, Fabales, Fabaceae.